UUCGCUGAGAAAGACACUCCCCUUUUUGGUGGAUGUGAUUGGUCGACGGUUACGUCGCUUGCUUUCAUAUGCAAAUGAGAAAAAUAUCAACACUGCAUGCACGCGAUACAUGGCGGAACGAACGUACACACGUACGAACGAACGCAAUCUACGAGCAUGCAUGUCGUACAUAGUGCAGUAUAGUAGUUAGGAGAGUUGAGGAAUGAAAACAAAGCGUUGCUGCACGAGAUCUCUGCGCGUGCACGUUGUGUAUGUUAUGUACACGUUUUAAUCUACAGAAAUUUCUUACUACGCCAUAGCUCAAAUGAGCAUUCAUCGUGUUUUACUUAAUUUCAUAGCAGUUCUAGCGUGGAACGUCGCCAAAUCGUGCAUGGAUUUCACUCGUGGACUUUAGCUUGGAGUCUACAUAACCCUUCGAUCGUAGCCAGCUAUCCUGGAAGCCGGGAUAUUGCCAGCAAAAUUUGGCUCCAAUUUUUGUGGUAUGAGUACAUGGAACUUACGACCAGAGAUGUCAGUGGACGAAUACCACCCGUUUAUAGAGGCGGUACUGCCUCGCGUCAAAGGAUUCUCCUAUAUAUGGUUUAACCUUCAAGCGAGGAAACGGAGGCACUACAAGAAACAUGAAAAGCGAAUGACGCCCAUGGAGGAGAGAGUCGUCAAGGAGGAGCUCAUGAACGACAAACCCGAACUCAAGCAGAAAUGGGCGUCGCGGUUGCUCGCCAAGCUGCGGAAGGACAUCCGCCCGGAGUGCCGGGAGAACUUUGUCCUGAGCGUGACGGGCAAGAAGCCCCCCAUGUGCAUUCUGAGCAACCCCGACCAAAAGGGGAAGAUGAGGCGGAUCGACUGCCUGAGGCAGGCCGAUAAGGUCUGGAGGUUGGACUUGGUUAUGGUGGUGCUCUUCAAAGCCAUCCCGUUGGAGAGUACGGACGGGGAAAGACUCGUGAAAUCGCCGAACUGUACAAACCAUGCGUUAUGUGUGCAGCCCCAUCAUAUGGGGGUUAGUGUGCGAGAGUUGGACAUGUACCUUGCGAACUUCAUUAUGCAGUCACCUGAACGAUCACUGAGUGAGUCAGAUACAUUAUCUGUAGGGAGUGGAAGCGAUCCUGAUUUGCAAAUGAGUGUGCUGAAUGGUCAAGAGAACCAUCACAUGUUUUCUUCCAGUGGCGUCUUCACGGCAUUAGAGCUUAGGAGAAUCACACAAGUGCCAAUCUUAAUGGGAGGCGGUGAUACCGGUCUAGGUAGCGCCCUCAAUCUAAGCGAGCUCCCUUCACCCACCUACUACGCCAACAGCUACGCCAACAAUGUCCAUCCUGGGCUUGGAGCCGGCCAGAACAUGGGCGGUCUGAGGCGUAACAUCCCGCUGUCGCUCACGCACGGCAACAAACGCAUCAAGAGGAACUCGACCACGAUGUCGUCCGCUGACGACGAGGUCGAUAGCAUUGGAGAGGAAGGGGAUAACAUGGGAGGAUUCUACGGGAGGUCACCGGCCAACUCUCUGAGUAGCCAUUCAAGUGGAUGGCAUAGUGACAUGGAUGCAGGAGCAAGCCCAGGGAUCCACUCUCCUAACAUGAGCAAGCCUAAAGCGGGUCUCCCUAACGCACAGUCGCCUACAGGAUCUAGACCAGGAGGCAUCAAGAUUGAAAGAGAUGGGUCUAUGAGCGCCUGUACGUUACCUGAUGGUAGCCCACAAAAUGUUGAUCCUGUCUGUACUUCAUAUUUGCUUCCAGUUGGUCAACCAAACCUAUCCUAUGCCAAUAUGGCACCCUCGCCUGGUCCGCCUUCGUCAGGUUAUUAUCAGAACCAGCUAAGAGUUCAUUCGGCAGCAAACCAAGAGAGUGCCCAGCUUUCAGACUAUGUUCAGCUCGUCAGCCACCAGGAUACGACCCAGAACCACCCGGUCCAUGUGAAGACUGGUGCUGCUGUAGGUAAUGCUAAUAGUCCAACUAAGAUAGCCGGUUUCAUCCCUACCGCCAUGCUUCCACCACCGCCACCUCCACCAGUAGCAAGACCGGUUGCCUUGACGACAUCCAUCGGUCAGAUGGGGACCCUGUCUGGCGUCAGCAAUGGGGCCAGCUCAACUGCAAAUGGAAAUAUGUCCACAAGCACCACCCCCUUGAACCUGCCUUCAACGUCCAUCUUGACCAGCUGUCCUACCACUCCACCAGUCAGUAGAAGCAUCAUGACCAGUCCAUUCACUGUCCUGGGGCGGCCAGAUAACUCCUUCGUCCACUCUCAACAACAGAUGUUGUCUUAUCCAAACAUAAGCCCUGUCAACAUCUCUCCGACGUCUCUGUCGCUUCUGACAUCGCCUGUAGCCACUCCCCGGAGUACGCCCAGAUCCACCCCUAUCCCGCGAUGGAAUGCUCCACUCAUAUCCAUUGAUGAAAGCUCGGACUAUUCCUUGAUGUCCAUUGCAGCUCAAGAAGCCUUCCUGCAGUUUGUAAUGGAGGCUGAUCUAUCCACUAGAAUGAUAUACUCAAAAGCACAAAGUAUGAUGCCAGGUGGUGUCUCAGAGGAUAGCCUGCUGAAUCAGGAAGCGAGGUUUGUCCCGGUGAUGAACUCUGAACCUAUGGACACAGGUCAGAACAAUGUGCCUUCGUCCAAGUGAUGACCUUUGACCUGCGAAUCACAAGGAAUUUAUGCCAUUACCCAUUGGAUCUUGUGUGUGGAUGGACCAUAUUGCCAAAGCCCACCGAAGACUGCCCUCUAGAGAUAAGAAUGUGUUCAAUUUAAGGUAAAAAGGUCAAAGUUCAGCCGACCUGUCGGAAAUCCAGUGCAGUGAUGUGGAAAAUAUGUUUGCUUUGCGGAGAUGUGGAUGGGGAAAGUUACGAUGUCGAGAGGAAAGCAAUAUGUGCAGCUGAAAUGAUGAACGUAAGAUAUAUGCCAGGCAAGGUUUAGGAUGUGUGAUAAGCUGACAAUGAAAUGAGUGCAGGCCAUCCACAUAAUACACACUUGAUGAACAUGAUGAUCAUGAUCAUGUAUCAUGUGACACAAUGAUGUGCCUCCAUAAACUGAACCUAGCAGCCAGUCUGUGUUGAAUGCAUGCUCAACCUGGCUUCAACGAAUACCAAGAACUGAAGA
Messenger RNA from Lytechinus variegatus (green sea urchin), 3081 nucleotides. Its product is annotated as nuclear factor 1 A-type-like. The transcript is spliced from 13 exons. Lineage: Eukaryota; Metazoa; Echinodermata; Echinoidea; Temnopleuroida; Toxopneustidae. Gene Ontology annotation, cellular component: nucleus. Gene Ontology annotation, biological process: regulation of transcription by RNA polymerase II. Gene Ontology annotation, molecular function: RNA polymerase II cis-regulatory region sequence-specific DNA binding; DNA-binding transcription factor activity, RNA polymerase II-specific. The record is from RefSeq and is a predicted model, not a curated record. Bases 482 to 2608 code for a protein of 708 amino acids.